AUGGCGCGGCUGCUAUUGCCGAUGCCGCUUGGUCUGGUCCCCGGGGAAGAAAUGGUGAUUGCUCUGACCUGGGGUAAAUUCCGCUCGGUUACCAGCGGCUUUGGCUCAGUGCCCGGAAUGAAUAGCACUGGAUCGGAUGAGUGGUCUAACCUCUUCAUUGCAAAGAAUGCUAGUCUCGAUACCGCGGGACUAAGUCAUGAUGAGUAUCUGAGCCUCUUCAAGCUCGCUGUGCAGGAGUACAGUGACUUCAUGAAUUCGGCGGACCCCGAUUCGAUGGAAUUCCGCAAGGCGAUGUUCCCUGACGUUCAACAUUUCGAUCGCUUCUUCGAGUCUCCCGGUCUGGAGCACCGUUCAGGAGAAAAGGGAGGACAGCCCACAACUGUCUUUCAUGCCUUGAGAAGCUGGGUCGGAAAUGGCACUGCACCUGACACCCUACCUGUGGAGUUCUCUGGGGGUAACGGCACCACAUACAUCAGGAAUCUGUGCCCUUAUCCAGCUCAAGCGAAGUAUAUUGGGGGUGAUGUCUCAUCUGCCAAUAGCUAUCGAUGCGAGUAA
Molecule: messenger RNA, 555 nt
Organism: Aspergillus piperis CBS 112811
Lineage: Eukaryota; Fungi; Ascomycota; Eurotiomycetes; Eurotiales; Aspergillaceae
Product: tannase-domain-containing protein
Exons: 2
Coding region: 1-555 (184 amino acids)
Source: RefSeq, a predicted model, not a curated record